Molecule: messenger RNA, 708 nt
Organism: Neogale vison (American mink)
Lineage: Eukaryota; Metazoa; Chordata; Mammalia; Carnivora; Mustelidae
Product: C-C motif chemokine 4
Exons: 3
Coding region: 198-476 (92 amino acids)
Biological process (GO): positive regulation of ERK1 and ERK2 cascade; lymphocyte chemotaxis; immune response
Cellular component (GO): extracellular region
Molecular function (GO): CCR chemokine receptor binding; chemokine activity
Source: RefSeq, a predicted model, not a curated record
UUUCCGUAUUGGCACCAUGACAUCAUCUCUACCCUGGAAAUUCCAUUUGCCCUCCUGUGCCUCCAGCUCUGUCCGAGGCCUCAGAGUUCCUAUAAAGAGGGGUUCUCAGAUCAGUUUCAGCACAGAACACAUUCGGGUUCUGAAGCUUCUGGACUCGAGAGUCUCAGCUCCAGGAAAACCUCUCCUCUCUCAAGACCAUGAAGCUCUGCGUGACUGUCCUUUCUCUCCUCGUGCUCGUGGCUGCCUUCUCCACCCCGGCUCUCUCAGCACCAAUGGGCUCAGACCCUCCCACCGCCUGCUGCUUCUCUUACACCCUGCGGAAGCUCCCUCGAAACUUUGUGGCCGAUUACUUCGAGACCAGCAGCCUCUGCUCCCAGCCAGCUGUGGUAUUCCAAACCAAAAGGGGAAGACAAGUGUGUGCUAACCCUAGCGAGGCCUGGGUCCAGGAAUACAUGGACGAUCUGGAACUGAACUGAGCUGCUCCACAUCUGGGUGCAGGAGGUCUCCAGGGAAGGUCACCUGAGCCCGACUCUUCUCAGGAGACACACCUUCUCCACACUCAUGACUUCUCAAUAGCCCAUUCCUUCUCUUAAUUUAAUCUUAUUAUGUGCUCUGUUUUGUAUUUGAAGUUAUUUCUACUAUUUGUUUUGCCAAAGGACACUUUAUCCCCCAUGGGGAUGGCCUACCAUCACGGUUUCUCUGCUAUUG